Molecule: messenger RNA, 2361 nt
Organism: Cebus imitator (Panamanian white-faced capuchin)
Lineage: Eukaryota; Metazoa; Chordata; Mammalia; Primates; Cebidae
Gene: LDB1
Product: LIM domain binding 1
Exons: 11
Coding region: 706-1833 (375 amino acids)
Biological process (GO): negative regulation of transcription by RNA polymerase II; nervous system development; positive regulation of transcription by RNA polymerase II
Cellular component (GO): transcription regulator complex; nucleus
Molecular function (GO): LIM domain binding
Source: RefSeq, a predicted model, not a curated record
CACCCUCCGCCCGCCCUGGGGCCUCAUUCUGAGAGAGGCUCGGAGAGAGAGCGAGCGGGGAGGGAGGGAGGCAGGGAGAGAAAGGGAGAAAGGCAGGCAGCCGGCUGGCGCUGUGUGUGUGUCUGAGUGUGCGAGUGUGAGUGAGUGUGAGUGCUGGGCCCUACCUCUCCUGGUGCCCCCAGUAGAGGGGCCCGGUGGCCUGGGGAGGGCGGGCGGGCUGCUCGGAGGCAGAGGCAGCGAGAGGCGGCGGCGGGGAAAGCAGAGGAGGAGGAGAAGGAGAGAGGAAAGAGCGGAGCAGCCAUUGUUGAGGGAAACCUUGCAAACAAAGAAGGCUCCGGACUCCCCGCGGCCCCCCGCCCCCCAGGCCGGCCCCCUGGUCCCCGGCCCCUGGCCCAGUGGCCAUUGUAACUUUCCCCCGGGGCUGCGGCCGCCGCGGGGCUGGCCGAGGCUGUGCUUGCGAGUCUUUGUGCGGCCGGCGGAGUGGAGCUCCCAACCGGGCCUGCCCGUCCCACUCGGGACAUGAGCGGCUGAAGUUGUCCCCUCUCAGCCCUCACCCUUGCCAGGACCCCUCUGGGCUUGCAGUCGCUCCCCGCACCUCUCCUGGCCCCCUCAGUUCUCCCAGGUUGUUCCUCAAAGUCAUUCAAGCUGUACUCGCCGAAGGAGCCCCCGAACGGCAACGCCUUCCCCCCCUUCCAUCCCGGCACCAUGCUGGAUCGGGAUGUGGGCCCAACUCCCAUGUACCCGCCUACAUACCUGGAGCCAGGGAUUGGGAGACACACACCAUAUGGCAACCAAACUGACUACAGAAUAUUUGAGCUUAACAAACGCCUUCAGAACUGGACAGAGGAGUGUGACAAUCUCUGGUGGGAUGCUUUCACGACUGAGUUCUUUGAGGAUGAUGCCAUGUUGACCAUCACUUUCUGCCUGGAGGAUGGACCAAAGAGAUAUACCAUUGGCCGGACCCUGAUCCCACGCUACUUCCGCAGCAUCUUUGAGGGGGGUGCUACAGAGCUGUACUAUGUGCUUAAGCACCCCAAGGAGGCAUUCCACAGCAACUUUGUGUCCCUCGACUGUGACCAGGGCAGCAUGGUGACCCAGCAUGGCAAGCCCAUGUUCACCCAGGUGUGUGUGGAGGGCCGGUUGUACCUGGAGUUCAUGUUUGACGACAUGAUGCGGAUAAAGACGUGGCACUUCAGCAUCCGGCAGCAUCGAGAGCUCAUCCCCCGCAGCAUCCUUGCCAUGCAUGCCCAAGACCCCCAAAUGUUGGAUCAGCUCUCCAAAAACAUCACCCGGUGUGGGCUGUCCAAUUCUACUCUCAACUACCUCCGACUCUGUGUGAUACUGGAGCCCAUGCAGGAGCUCAUGUCCCGCCACAAGACCUACAGCCUCAGCCCCCGUGACUGCCUCAAGACCUGCCUUUUCCAGAAGUGGCAGCGCAUGGUAGCACCCCCCGCGGAGCCCACACGUCAGCAGCCCAGCAAACGGCGGAAACGGAAGAUGUCAGGGGGCAGCACCAUGAGCUCGGGGGGUGGCAAUACCAACAACAGCAACAGCAAGAAGAAGAGCCCAGCUAGCACCUUCGCCCUCUCCAGCCAGGUACCUGAUGUGAUGGUGGUGGGGGAGCCCACCCUGAUGGGCGGGGAGUUCGGGGACGAGGACGAAAGGCUCAUCACCCGGCUGGAGAACACCCAGUUUGACGCAGCCAACGGCAUUGACGACGAGGACAGCUUUAACAACUCCCCUGCACUGGGCGCCAACAGUCCCUGGAACAGCAAGCCUCCGUCCAGCCAAGAAAGCAAAUCUGAGAACCCUACGUCACAGGCCUCCCAGUAAAAGGCCCUGCCGUGGCCACCCAGCGCUCUGCCGGCCUGCCCCACCCCUCGAAGCCCCAGGAAGCAGAAGACAGAUUGAAGAGGCUGAGCAUCUAAAACGGGCAGCCUCCAUCCACCCGCUUCAGGGAGGAACUAGACUCGCUGGGGGCAGGUGCCAAGAUUUGUCCCCCAGUGGCCCUGGGCUGGGCCUGGCCUCUGCAGAGCCUUUUGGGGGAAGGGGGUACUCGUGGAUGCCUACAUGGAACCUGGGUCUCUGAGAAAUGUCCUGACCACCCCCCAGGGCAUUUGCCUCCAUCCUCACCCCAGAUUCUGGGUUUCCCAUCCCCCUGACUUUACUCCUUUCAAGCCUGGGGGUUGUCUAUACCCACAGCCCUUAGGGACUUAAAGUUAUGGGGCUUGGUUGAAUGCCCCUUCCCCUAGGCAGCUGGUGAUAGAGGGGUAAAGCUCUGGGCCCCUCUUCCCUGUUGCCACGUAUCCCAGCUCCAAGUUUUUUAAAAAAUAAUAUUAUUAAAAAUGUAAGUUAAAAAAA